This is a messenger RNA of Candidozyma auris, 1293 nucleotides long. It is a transcript of the gene HAP42, whose product is annotated as Hap42p. Gene Ontology annotation, cellular component: nucleus. The transcript has a single exon. Bases 1 to 1293 code for a protein of 430 amino acids. Lineage: Eukaryota; Fungi; Ascomycota; Pichiomycetes; Serinales; Metschnikowiaceae. The record is from RefSeq and is a predicted model, not a curated record. Gene Ontology annotation, biological process: regulation of DNA-templated transcription.
AUGCAAGUACAGACGAGUAUGAGCUCAGAGAACUCGCAGAACGAGAAUUCAAAUGCUCAGCCUGCAACAACAAAGUACGCUAAGAUCCAGCCUGCUAUAGCCAUCAAGCCCAAACCAUCCGUCAUCCCCAAGUCAACCUUCAACCCAGCAUACAACCAGCAAGCAAAAACAUCAUCAGCUUCUCAAACAGAUAGCCUUAUCAACACAUCUCGAAAAUGGGUGUUGCCACCAAGACCACGGCCUGGUCGAAAACCCACGACAUCGGGGAGUUCCCCAGGUUCGGAGAAAGCAAUGCAGAAGAGAAAGCCUAAGGUGAAACGGGAGGAAGCCGCUGCUGUCACUUCAGCUCCUUCUACUUCAGUGAUUGAUUCUUGUGGCUCUCCUGCUCAAUCUAAGAGACGCAUCAGCACUGCCUCGGGUGUCGCAGUUGCUGUGACGGGAGUGUCCAACGGCUCACCACAGACUAGCGUGAACUCAUCUAGAAAGGGCUCUGCGAGCGCCAGUGUUACCCCAGCACCUUCUAUAAGUACCGCAGCAAGCUCCCCCAGAAAUUACUCUGCUUCGACUGCCCAGUUUCCAACAUCUCAUGAUCGUGUGAAUGAUCUUCAGAAGAGCUACCUAGCGAGAAUCAAAGAGCAGGAACUCAUAAAGAAUUAUAUUGACGUACUAACAAAGCAAAUAAAGCAAUUGCGAUUCGUCCAAAGCGGUGUCAUUACGUUUGAUGUUCUCAAUGACACGAGCAUCAUAGAGACUUCAAGACCUGCUAAGCAACAGGCGCUGUCUUUUGAGCUGCUUGACCACAUAAACAAUAUUCAUGACUUGGAUAAGCAUCUUGCCUAUGUGACUACGCAGCUGAAUGUACUCCAUUCCGUCACAAAGAAAUAUAACGGUGUGAAUAACGUCGGAAUGGGCAGGCCCCUAUCAGACGAUCAGACCUCAAUGCUGGUUCUGCGGCAGGUCCGCACCAUACUUGAUCGCCGUCACCCCAAGGAUGAUGUCUCAUCCUCCGUAGAGAGGUCCGAAUCAUUUACGCCGAGUCUAUUACAACCCCUUCGUAUGAAUACGCUAGAUCCGGAAGAGAAUCUAGUAGUUGACAUUGUGAAUUCAGGUGAUUCACUUGGCGGUGAGCGCAAUCGAGUAGACGAAUCCAUGCCUGAGCCAUCGAUCGAAAUAAUGAACCUUCUACAAGACAGCGAAACGAAACCUGCUCUUGAUAAGAAGCCAAGAAAGAUUGGUUGUGGGUUUUGUACUAAUGAUACGCCUUGUGUAUGUUUCGAUGCUGAUACUUUUUAG